Molecule: messenger RNA, 4447 nt
Organism: Pseudoliparis swirei
Lineage: Eukaryota; Metazoa; Chordata; Actinopteri; Perciformes; Liparidae
Gene: sez6b
Product: seizure related 6 homolog b
Exons: 16
Coding region: 1-2697 (898 amino acids)
Biological process (GO): regulation of dendrite development; synapse maturation
Cellular component (GO): dendritic spine; neuronal cell body; endoplasmic reticulum
Source: RefSeq, a predicted model, not a curated record
AUGGAGAUCUUACCCCCAGAUAACAGCUUGUACACCUCUGUCUCUGAUGGUGGUGGAUCCAUCACCCAAGCGAGCCCUCAAGAGAGCGAGGCCAGGCUGUUCCCCACCACCCAAGACUCAGGCAGGAGGCCCCCCGUUGUCACCACUGCCUCGCCUGUCAACGUCCCAAACCACCACUCACUCUACUUGGAAGACAGCGGGUUAUCUGGGUCUCAGCGCACCUGGUCCACCCUGCCAUCCGGGGCUUCUGAUGAGAGUGCUGAAAUCUCCAAUGUGCAAACAAUCCUUGUAAUGCACACAAUAGCAGCCAUUUCUCACUCCUCCACCCCUGUUCCAGUCACCAACAGGGCUCCAGAACAUGUUGCCAGCCUUGCCUCUGCUGCUCCUUCUGCAAAGGAGAAAGAGGGAGUGAGGCCCGGUCAGCCUGGACUGAAGCACAUGAGGCCAGGCAGUGAUGAGGAGGAAACAACCACCACCAUCAUCACCGCUGUGCAGAGUCCAGUUGCCUGCCAGCUGAACUUGACUGGGCCAGAAGGAUACAUAGAUGCUCCGCCACAGUCCACCUCUGCUCUUCACUCUAUGUACUGCAGCUAUGUCAUCACUGUCUACAUGGGCUAUGGAGUGGAAGUGCAGGUGUUGAAUGUGAAUCUAUCUGAGGGAGACAUGGUGGUGUUUGAAGAUGUGGGCCACGGGGAGAACACCAUGCUGGCCAAUGAGUCCAUUCUGAUGAGGGGGUUGGUAGUGAGAAGCCACAGCAAUCAGAUCUCUAUCCGCUUUCACAACCAGAGGUCUCGGGUUGGAUCAGUGCUGCUCAGAUAUCAAGCCUUUGUGUUGAGCUGUGUCUUCCCCCAGAGGCCUCACUAUGGUGACGUAUCAGUGAGCAGUCUCCACUCUGGAGGUGAGGCCUUCUUCUCCUGCUUGACCGGCUACCAGCUGCAAGGCUCCAGUGUGCUGACCUGCCGCAAUGCUAGCACCCCCUAUUGGCGUGGCAAGGAACCACACUGCCGAGCUGCUUGUGGUGGUUUGAUCAGGAACAUCACAGUUGGCCGCAUCGUCUCUCCUGGUUUUCCCAGCAACUACAGCAACAACCUGACCUGCCACUGGCAGCUGGAGGCCCCUCAGGGCCACAGAAUACAUGUCCACUUUGAGAAGGUGGCGCUGGCUGAGGAUGAUGAUCGGUUGCUGAUCAAAAAUGGUAACAGCAUAGAUGCAGCUGCCCUGUAUGACUCAUAUGAGGUGGAGUAUCUUCCCAAUGAAGGUCUACUUAGCACAUCCAGGCAUCUCUUCACCGAACUGACUACAGACGCUACAGGCACAUCCACUGGCAUUGCCAUCAGGUACCAAGCCUUUGCAGCAGGCCACUGCUAUGAACCCUUUGUGAAGUAUGGUAACCUGACUAGUAGCGACAACACUUGGGCAGUGGGAGCUGUGGUGGAGUUUGCCUGUGACCAUGGCUAUACCCUGGAACAGGGAUCUGUCACUAUUGAAUGCCUGGACCUAAAGAAUCCACACUGGAACGAGACCGAGCCUGCUUGCAGAGCUGUGUGUAGCGGCGAGAUCACAGACUCAGCUGGAGUGGUGCUGUCUCCUAACUGGCCUGAAGCCUACGAUCAAGGCCAGGACUGUAUCUGGGGGAUCCACGUUGAGGAGGACAAGAGGAUCAUGGUGGACAUUCAAGUGUUGAAUGUUGGGAAGAAUGAUCUGUUGACCUUUUAUGACGGAGAUGACCUUACAGCUAAAGUACUGGGUCAGUAUGGAGGUUCAAAGUCCAUAUUUAAGCUAUACACCUCCACAGCAGACCUCACCCUCCAGUUCCAGUCGGACCCUGCCACCAACGUCUACGGCUAUGGAAAUGGCUUCAUAGUCCACUUCUUUGAAGUAGCUCGUAAUGACACCUGCCCCGAGCUUCCAGAGAUCUCUAAUGGCUGGAAGACUUCAUCUCAUCCCGAGCUGGUGCAGGGCACCGUGGUGACCUACCAGUGUUACCCUAGUUAUCAGGUGGUGGGCGCUGAGCUUCUCAUGUGCCAAUGGGACCUCACCUGGAGCGGUGACCUCCCAAGCUGUGAAAGAGUGUUGUCUUGCGCUGACCCUGGAAAGGUGGAGCACAGCAGGCAGGUGCUGUCAGGUCCCCAUUUCACCGUGGCUUCAACCAUCCAGUAUAUUUGUAACAAGGGCUUCACUCUGUCUGGAAACAGCCUGCUCACCUGCUUCAACCGAGGGUCCAGAGGGCCCAAGUGGAACCAGAAGCUGCCGAGAUGCCUGCCUGAGAUGUUUGAGCCCUGCAGUCACCCAGGAACACCAACGUAUGGGAUCCCCAGCUCAAACAAGCUCCAUUUCCAGGCUGGAGAGACUCUCCACUACUCCUGUUUAACCGGCCACCAGCUGCUGGGUGAGCCUGUACUCCACUGUGUCCCUGGACACCCAUCCCAGUGGAGUGGGCUGCCUCCUGUCUGCAAGGUGUCUACUGCACACCUAAGAACGGAGGGGGCCCAAGUAGCAUUUGCUUUCUUCAUCCCUACCACCCUCCUUCUGAUCCUGAUCAUUGGGAUCUACCUCUACUUCUCAAAGGUUCAGAAGAAGUCACUGCAGAUCUCCCUGUCUUCCAACCUACGAUACGAAACCAUCACUGGAGAAUCUACAUUCGACAACUCAGUUUAUGAGACAACAGAAGCAAGAGAAUAUGAAGUUUCGAUCUGAAGACGCUAUGGACAGAUAAGAAGCCUGCUGGCCUUUUAAACUUCUGUCAGACUCACACCUUUAGUGACUCCCUCGACAACUCCCUGUUCUCUGUACACUGAAUAUGAGCCUCCCUUUAUUUACCCAACAGAGACAUAUCACUACCCAUGGAAAGGCUGGGCCACCGGAUUAUUUUUGUAGCUCUUCAACAGCUCAGCAGCAGCAGCAGCAGCAGUGUGUACAGUUUUUAAUCCUGUGCUUGCAUCCUGAGGACUUCCAGUAAAAAGUACCAUCUCGGAAAGCAGAAAGAAACAUUGCAGGGCUCAUGCCAUUAAGUGCAGAUAACCACGGAUGUUACAUUGUGUUAUGUACAUUAUACUCUGUAUGUAUCCCACUACAAUUUUGCUUGGAUUCAUGGGAUGUCUUCAAAAAGUAAAAUCUUACAAUUGAAUGUCAGCAAAAAAUAGCAUGCUUCUAUCAGAGUAUGCCAAAAAAAAGUUGCUCUUUGAAAUUGAUGAAACCGUAAGAAAUCCAUAUGUGCUUUGAAUAAAUGGCCCUUGAAUGCAUAUAUUUCUCUUCCUGAUAUUAAGAUGAGAAUAUUGAUAUCUUCCAGGGUAUCAAGUACAAAGUUGUGGUUAGUCUACCUCAGCAUGACGACUGGAUGCAGGAGGAAACAGCUAACUAGGCUUUAAAACCCAACCAAUACCUCAAAGGCUCAAAGAACAAUGUGAUCUCAUCCCCAUUGUUUCCCGUUAAUUACAUAGACUCUUUUUUAUUAAGACCGUGAGACACCAAAUAGACUUUGGUGGUCCGCCACGGUUUUAAUAAUUACGCCACGCCACAGUUUAAUAAUUAAGCAAAAAUAUUCCUCAAUUUAUUGUCUGGCUUGGCUUGGCCCUCUCUGUGCGCAUUUCCCUCACAGCAAUGCACAUCAACUGGCUAUAGUCGGGCUCUGAAAGUGAGAGUGAAAGUGGUUUGCGCCUCCAGCUGUGUCAACUUUACAGCACCCCAUGCUGCUCACUGCAACAUUUCUUCCAGCAUGCAGUGACGUAGGCCCCAGUUUCCUCGCGCAACUGUUAACUAUUACAUAAUAUAUCAUUGGAUUAUAAAUAUUGAUCCAUUAAUGUGUCCAUCACUUCCAUAUUGCAGAUGGUAAAGGUUAAGCUAAUUGUAACAUGCUUUUAUUUGGCUAUAUAGCCUAUUACUUAAUAAUGCAGUAAGUCCUAGUUUAUUUUUUUUGUAGUUUUUUGUAUUAAGAAUCUGUAGAAGAGCUGUGACCAGAUAUAUUAAUAUUCUUUUAAUUUGCAUUGGUAGGAAUGUAAACUGCAUGAACAAAAACACUGGUGAAUUAUCAAAGCAGACAAUAUGGUGAACAUAUUAGCUGUAAUUCAACAUCGGGGAAACAUUGUUCAUCAACUUUGAAUACAUUUGAACCCCAAGCAUCAUUUAUGUCAAUGCACAGCUUGCCGCUCCUCUUAGUACCACUACUACCAGAGUCCUCCUUUCUGUCGGCGUGGUAUGAAGUCGGGCCAUCAAAUUCUCUAACUUUAUUUGGGAUGUGAUGAAAACUGCCAAAAGAAAACAUAAUAGUAGCCUACGGCAGAACAGGGGCAUUCGCCUUUACACGGUGUGGGAAAUAUCUGUGGAGAAGAUCUUUGUAGUUUCUGUUUCCUAUUUCCCUCAUUGCUUCGUUCAAAGUCAUGUAAGCACUCUGAGACAAAUGUCUAAUUUGUGAAAAUGGGCUAUACAAAUAAACUGAAUUGAAUUGAAA